AUGAAGCUUAGUAAAAGAUUAAGUGGCUUGUCUCAUUUGAGUUCGGCAUUGGUUGAAUCUUCUCUUCCGGCUAAUAUUUCUUAUUUCUGGAAUUUUGGUUCUAUUUUAGGUAUUUGCUUAGUUAUUCAGAUAGCAUCAGGGGUUGUAUUGGCUAUGCAUUAUACUCCUCAUGUAGAUCUGGCUUUUAUUAGUGUUGAGCAUAUUAUGAGGGAUGUUAAUUUAGGUUGGUUAAUUAGAUACUCUCAUGCUAAUGGUGCAUCAUUCUUUUUUAUGUUUGUUUAUGUUCAUAUAGCUCGUGGAUUAUAUUUUGGUUCUUAUACUAAACCAAGAGUGUUUGUUUGGUCUAUUGGAGUUAUAAUCUUCCUAAUAAUGAUGGGUACAGCCUUUUUAGGAUAUGUAUUACCUUGGGGACAAAUGAGUUUCUGGGCUGCUACAGUUAUAACAAACAUGUUAUCAGCUAUCCCUUGGAUAGGACAAGAUUUUGUUCAAUUUGUAUGGGGAGGAUUCUCUGUAGAUAAUGCUACAUUAAAUAGAUUUUUUAGUCUUCAUUAUUUACUUCCUUUCUUAUUAGCUGGACUUGUUAUAAUGCACAUAUUAGCACUUCAUAAGCAUGGAUCUAAUAACCCUAUGGGAUUUGAAUCCCAUAUGGAUAAAACUAGAUUACAUGACUUAUUCACUGUAAAAGAUAUACAUGGAUUUAUAUUAUUUUUCUUAUUAUUUUCAUUCUUCGUAUUCUUCUAUCCUAAUGUAAUGGGACACCCUGAUAACUAUAUCCCAGCAAACCCAUUAGUAACUCCUGCUCAUAUAGUUCCAGAAUGGUAUUUCUUACCAUUUUAUGCUAUAUUACGUUCUAUACCAAGUAAACUAGGAGGAGUAAUAGCUAUGAUAGGGGCUAUAUUAAUACUAUUAGCAUUACCUUUCUUACAUACUGCAUGGGUAAGAUCUGCUACAUUUAGACCAAUACAUAAAUUUUUAUUCUGGAUAUUUGUAGGUAACUUCUUAAUCCUAGGAUACUUAGGUGGAGCUCCAAUGGAAGCACCAUAUACUAUAGUCGGAGUAUACUCGACUGUGUUCUACUUUAGCUAUUUCUUAAUCAUAAACCCAUUAGUAGGUAUAUUUGAAAAUGUUAUGAUAUUGCUGUUUUCUUUUAGAAAAAGAAUUAAAUGUUAA
Messenger RNA from Fonticula alba, 1170 nucleotides. Lineage: Eukaryota; Rotosphaerida; Fonticulaceae. The record is from the annotation of a RefSeq genome assembly.